GCUCGUAUCUCGUGUCUCGGGAAAGUGUCAUCGAAACCAAAACAUGUCCAACAGCGCCAGCAAUAUUCCCAUCAGACCAGGCCAGAUGCCUGCUGCUGGCGCUGGUGUAAGGAAUGCGGGUGCAGUCUGGGGUCUCGGGAUGGGCAUGCCACCCUUGGGCUUUGGAGUGGUGCCGCAACAGCCAGGCAACCUGAUGAUGGGGGGCCAAGUCCAACAGAUGGCACCACAGGUGGCAAACUGGCAACAGCAGCAGUUCCUGGCAGCUCAGCAAAUGGGUCUGUCAGGAGCCACUGUGGGUGUACAGCCCUUGCCACAGCAACAGCAACAUUUGCAACAGCAGUACCAGCAGCACUUUCAGCAGAAGCAGUACCAGCAGCAGCAGCAGUGGGCUGAGGCACAGAAGAAGGCGGCAGAGGAGCAGAAGAAGAUGUACGAGCAGAUCAUGAAGCAGAGGCAAUUUGAUGAGCAGAAAAUGCGACUACAAGCGUUCAGUAGUUCAAAAAAGAUGCCUGUCAGCGCAGACUCCAUGAUUGAAAACAUCCUUGGCACCAAAGAUGCUCCAAAGCCAAGAUCACCUCCAGCUCCUCCUAAAAAGGUAAGGGAAAUUACGAGAUGGGAAAAAGAACCCCUAAAAGAAAAGGUGGAAAUGCAAAAGAAAGGAACAGCAGGGGGUUGGUCAAAGAUGGGUGAUGUCGACACCUUAUUCGUGGCCUCUCAGAACAAUUCUGUGCAGUCACCGGCUAGCAUGCCAUCUGGAGGAUUUAAUGCAGGUACAGCACCAGUGGCACAUAUGCCAUCUGAGUCCACCCCUGGAUUCCAGCCAGAGGCACCCUUCAUGCCUGCAGCAGCCAAUACCCCAGGCAUGCCUGCAGGUGCCCCACUAGCAGGGGGUCCUCCUACAAUGCCUCAGCAGAUGACAUCCCAAGGACCUCCCAUGGCCCCCUCAGCAGCAGCUCCUGUCAUGGGAGUACCUUGUGACCCCAGCUCAGACCAGGGGGGAAGUGGGAAGAUCCUCAUGCUGCCAGACUGGUUGAGCGAUAAGAGUACGCUGCCGGCUGUCUAUGUUCAGGCCAGGUCACUAGUAGAGGGCACUGAGGGUUGGGUGGACACGAGCCGUGCAUACAUGUUGCUCAUGAAAACAGGGCUGCCACCACCCUUCCUUGGGGUCCUGUGGGAGAUGGUUAACAAAACCAAACCUGGGCACUUGCGUGAUCAGGAGUUCAUGGCUCUGCUUGCGCUUGUGGCCCUUGUUCAGUGCGGCCAUACCAUCACAAGUGCAGAGAUCCUAAGCUCAACGCAGGAGCCAGUGCUUCCUAUUAUUGACCAUCCUGCACUGCUCCCUCUUGUUCAAGAUUAUGUUCAGCAAAGGCAGCAGCAACUACUUCAACAACAGCAGCACCAGAUGCAACAGCAGCAGCAGCAAGAAGGCAGUCAGAAGCAAUCAAAUGCAAGUGUGACAGCUCCAGUAGGAGCUCAGCCAAGCAGUGCUAAUAAUGUUGAUGAUGAUGAGUUUGAUGACUUUGUUGGCCCCCUGCCUGCUGCUGUUCCUAGUCAGAACCCCCCUCAAGGUGCAGGACUUCCACCUCUGCAAGCCAGUGUUGCACCACCAGCAGGAGCUGCAGGGCCCCUUCCAGUCUCAAACCAUAAACCUUUGUUGCCCGCUGUUGACAAGAUUAAAAGGAUGAACCUUCCUGAGUUGGGGUCCUCCCCAGAACAGUCUCCCAGUGUAAGCUUUGACCAUUCCCAUGAUGAUGACUUUGAUGACUUUCAGAGUGCUACUGUCAUGUCAACUCCUCUCUCUUCCAUGACCUCUGUACCUGCACCUCAACCUUUGUCGACUGCACCACCUGUGUCCUCCAACUUUUCGUCUCCACCGCUACUGCAGCCAGAGAAGUCGGGUGGAUCAGGAGACAAAUAUGCUGUCUUCAGGGAGCUAGAAGCCCCAGCACAAGAUAGCAACAUGGGCAGCUUACAUCACCAGCCACUGUCCAAUGUAGAGGAGCCCAACUUUGGGGAUGAGAGUUUUGGGGAUUUCUGUAGUAGCGAACCUGCCUCUCUGACAACUUCAGUCUUCCCACCCAUAACACCUUCAGGUGGGAGUGGAGGUCCAGCCACGAACAACACAACUCCAGUGAGCUUUGAGGUGUUCAGCACACCCCCAGAAAUGAUACCAGAGACAUCUACAGGUACCACGGCAGAUAACCACUUUGAGGCUGACUUUGGGGUUUUUGCAUCAGCAUCAAUGCAGGCGACAGAUAAUUAUGCUGAUAUCCAUGAAGCCAUGAAGCGAGUCGAAGCUGAGCAGAAGCUGAAGGAGGCCAGUAACUGGAGUGAUCCCUUUGGGGAAUUUGAAGAAGCUCCUUCUGCCUCCAGAGGGAAAGCCAUGGCUGACUUUGGCUCAAAACCACUACAGCUGAAUGUAUGCACUGCUGAAGAAGAGGACGAAGAUUUUGGUGACUUUAUGGGGCCUGAUGCAGGGAUUGGCGAUGUCGAAGGGCUCUCUACCAACCCUUCCUUCCCCAGACUUACCGAGGCCUUAGGAGAAACUCAGUCUGUUGCCAGUUUGGAACUACCGGGCUUGGAGAUGACUGUCGGUCUCCAGUCCUCCGAGUUCCCAGGGUCAGGGCAGUCACCCGAUUUGUUCUCUCAGGCAAGGAACGAGACUUGUAUGGAGGACCAACUGCGCAGCCUCACCCUAGACUCUGGGAUAGCUCAGGAUGCGAACUCGGCUAACAGUUCCAACCUCACCCUAGGGAAUGCCCUCGGAAAUGGAGCCACAAGUCCCUCUGCCGCCACAAACAAUGUCCUGGACUCUUUCGGCGGUGGGCUGGUGGACAAGUACAGCAUCAUUAGGGAGGAAGCGAGCAAGAACUCGUAUGACGAAGCACACACUGGGUCGUGGCAGCGUUGCCUGGAAGGAAGCAUAAGGCUCAUGGAGCAGGCAAGGGAGAUCCUUACCAACCUGUCUGACCCGAAGCUCAAAUCCCAGGUCUUGGCAACCAGUCAGAUGCAGGAUUAUUUAGCCAACCUUCAGGAGGUAUGGUUCGUGUGUGAGCGGAUUACCUCCUCCAGCCAGCAGGUCACAACUAGCACAAAGGUGGACGAGCUACUGACGCAAGCCAAGAGUCUGUGGGAGGAAGUCAGGAGGUCUGUGGAUGUCAGCAUACCCAAGAUGGAGGGCAAUGAAAAGGACAACCAGAUGAGAGAGAGCGAGGUGUGCGGAGUCUGCCUGUCAGGGGGUGGGAGCAAGCUCACCUAUGGAGGCCAUUCGUACCACCCCCCUUGUGCCAAUCUGUGGCUCAACUGCGUCGACCUCCUCCUCCCCUCGCUCACGCCUGUCACCCUCCUCUGAUUGGUCUCAGGUGGGAAGGAGGCAGGUGGCUAGUGUGUGAAUGAUGAGCCUGAAGUUUAUAUAUCGGUAGUUUUCUUUUCUUUCUGUUGUUUAUUUCCCAUGUGUUCAUUCUCUCUGGCUUGUUGAAUGUUGUUCCCUUCAUUUUAUAUAUUUUGUUUUAUUUUUAAAAAAAGUUUUUGCC
Molecule: messenger RNA, 3533 nt
Organism: Penaeus monodon (black tiger shrimp)
Lineage: Eukaryota; Metazoa; Arthropoda; Malacostraca; Decapoda; Penaeidae
Product: synergin gamma-like
Cellular component (GO): clathrin coat of trans-Golgi network vesicle
Molecular function (GO): protein binding
Source: RefSeq, a predicted model, not a curated record